Messenger RNA from Acanthochromis polyacanthus (spiny chromis), 457 nucleotides. It is a transcript of the gene ins, whose product is annotated as preproinsulin. The transcript has 2 exons. Gene Ontology annotation, molecular function: hormone activity. The coding region runs from base 9 to 359 and encodes 116 amino acids. The record is from RefSeq and is a predicted model, not a curated record. Gene Ontology annotation, cellular component: extracellular region. NCBI's taxonomy places the organism in Eukaryota, Metazoa, Chordata, Actinopteri, Pomacentridae.
UCGUCCAGAUGGCGGCGCUGUGGCUCCAGUCCUUCUCCCUGCUGGUUCUGCUGGUGGUAUCGUGGCCGAGCUCUCAGGCCGUCGCCGCCCCGCAGCACCUGUGUGGAUCUCACCUGGUCGACGCCCUUUACCUGGUCUGUGGAGACCGAGGCUUCUUCUACAACCCCAAGAGAGACGUGGACCCUCUGCUGGGUUUCCUCCCUCCUAAGGCGGGUGCAGCGGUGGCGGGCGGCGACAACGAGGCGGCCGAGUUUGCCUUCAAGGACCAGAUGAUGGAGAUGAUGGUGAAGCGAGGCAUCGUGGAGCAGUGCUGCCACAAACCCUGCAACAUCUUCGACCUGCAGAACUACUGCAACUGAGCCGCCGGGCUCCCUUUAGCCUAGCUUAGCUUAGCCUAGCUUAGCACAGCUGGGCUAACUGAGCCUGAGCCCCGCCCUCUCCGCUGUCAAAUGAAGAG